Sphenostylis stenocarpa is the source of this 1293-nucleotide messenger RNA. The record is from the annotation of a GenBank genome assembly. Lineage: Eukaryota; Viridiplantae; Streptophyta; Magnoliopsida; Fabales; Fabaceae.
AUGUUAUUUACUCUUUCUUCUCCUUGUCAAACUCUUUCGUCAUCUCACCUUAAUUUUCCAAAUAACUCCUUCUAUCGUAUUAAGUGUGACGGUGGUAAAGUUCCAGUCUUUCCGCAGAAAACCCGCGAAAGGAAUUACCUCAUUGAAAGGGGUUUGGAGUUUAGCACAGGGGACGCAUUUUAUCGGGAGGAAAGUGCCACCGGCCGGGACCUUGGUGUUUUGGCCGCAUCAUUACAUAAGAACGACAACGGAAGCUUGCGGGUGCUAGACGCAUUGUGUGGAUGUGGUAUUCGGUCGAUUCGGUACUUGGCACAGGCUGGAGCGGAUUUUGUUGCGGCAAAUGAUGGGAAUGAAAGUUAUCAAAGCACCAUCGUUGAGAAUUUGUCAAGCGUUUCCUCGGAAGAGGAGGGAAGAUGGGUGGUUACUCAUUUGGAGGCUAAUAGGGUUAUGAUGGAUUAUUAUUUACAGAAGAGUUUAUUUGAUUUCAUUGACAUUGAUUCUUUUGGGAGUGACUCUUCGUUCUUGAGGUCUGCCAUCAGUACUUUGAAAUUCGGUGGUUUGCUCUAUGUCACUUCCACCGAUGGCUACUCAUCUGGUGGUCACCGUCCUCAUCAUUCUUUAGCUGCAUAUGGAGCUUAUGUGCGUCCUAUGCCUUAUUCAAAUGAGAUUGGUUUGAGAAUGCUUAUAGGUGGGGUUGCCAGGGAAGCUGCAGUGUUCGGGUAUCAUAUCACACCCUUGUUUUCUUACUUUGCUUUUCAUGGACCUGUUUUCCGAGUCUUGCUCAGAUUGAACCGUGGGAAGAUUCAUGACAGUAGGCAUUAUGGUUACAUUGGCUACUGUCACCAGUGUGGAAAUUCCCAUGAGUUUUCUUGGGAUCAACUUGGUCAGAUCAGUUGCUCGUGCAGCACGUCAAAGGUUUCAGACUCCCUUGUGGUGUCAGGACCUCUUUGGACAGGGCCCCUUCAUGAGUCUGCGUAUCUUAUGGACAUGCUAAAUCUGGCUAAGCAGUGGGGAUGGAUAAGCUGUGAUGGUAAAGACAGCCUUGAAAAGCUUAUAACAGUGAUGGUGGAUGAAAGUGACCCCAAGUUGCCAUUUGGGUACAUCAAGCUGGAUGAGAUGGCAAGCCGUGCAAAAAUCAAUUCUCCACCUUUGAAGGCCUUGAUGAGCUCCAUGCACCAGAAGGGUUAUGCUGCCAGCAGGUCUCACAUAGAAAUGAAUGCAAUCAAGACAAAUUGCCCCAUGACAGAAUGUAUUAAGAUUGCCAAAGAACUACUGCAGGUUUCUAUAGCUUAA